Messenger RNA from Staurois parvus, 1425 nucleotides. The record is from the annotation of a GenBank genome assembly. Lineage: Eukaryota; Metazoa; Chordata; Amphibia; Anura; Ranidae.
AUGAGCUUCCUGAGGAUUUUAAAGGAGAGAUCAUCACUUCCUCCAGGACCCAUGCCCUUACCGUUCAUUGGGAAUCUUCUGCAGAUCGACACAAAAGACAUUAGUGCCUCGCUUUUGAAGCUAAAAGACAAGUAUGGACCAGUCUACAGUCUGUACCUGGGACCUAAACCUGGAAUUGUCCUAUGUGGAUAUGAUGCUGUGAAGGAGGCCUUAAUUGAUCAAGAUGAAGUAUUUGGAGAGAGAGGGGACUAUCCUGUGUUCUUGAACUUUAUAGGUGAACAUGACCUUUGCUUUCACAAUGGGAAGAGAUGGAAGUCACUUCGACGCUUUGCUCUCCUCACACUGAAGAACUUUGGAAUGGGGAAAAGAAGUGUGGAGGAAAGGAUACAAGAGGAGGCUCAGUUCCUCAUAGAGCAGUUUAAAAAGACAAAGGGGACUCCAAUGAAUCCCACAAAAUACUUUGCUCGAACAGUCUCCAAUGUGAUUUGUUCCAUAGUAUUUGGCAAUCGGUUUGAUUAUGAAGACAAGAAACUGUUGGCAAUAACUGACAGCAUUUAUAAUAACUUCAUUGUCAUGAGCGGCACCUGGGGAACGCUGUACAACAUGUAUCCAAACCUUAUGGAUCACUUGCCAGGUCCACACAAAAGAAUGCAGAAGUAUUUUGAUAUGAUCUAUGACAUUUCAGCAGAAAGCAUCAAAUACCACAAGGAAACUCUGGAUCCUGAAAAUCCUCGUGACUACAUUGACUGUUUCCUCAUGAAGAUCAGAGAGGAAUCUGACAACCCAGACACUGCCUUUUAUGCCAAAUCUUUGGCCAGAACAAUUCAGAACCUGCUGUUUGGAGGAACAGAGACGGUCAGCACUAACCUGAGAUAUGGAUUCUUGGUGCUCAUGAAAUACCCGGAGGUGGCAGAGAAAAUUCAAGAGGAGAUUGACCAUGUUAUUGGAAGAAAUCGACUGCCAUCUGUAAGCGAUAGAAGCAAUAUGCCAUAUACAGAUGCUGCUAUCCAUGAACUCAUAAGGUUUUGUGAUGUGCUGCCGGUCAGUCUUCCUCGUUGCACAUCCAGAGACACACUUUACAGAGGAUAUUCAAUCCCGAAGGGCAUAUAUGUCACUCCACUCCUGGCCUCUGUCCACAGGGACCCGGAUCAUUACACACAGCCAGACAAAUUCAACCCAAAUAAUUUUCUGGAUCACAAAGGGCAUUUUAAGAAAAAUGAUGCCCAUAUGCCUUUCGGCGCUGGAAAAAGGAUGUGUCUUGGAGAAAGCUUGGGACGGAUGGAACUCUUCCUAUAUUUCACUUCAUUGCUUCAAAAUUUCAACUUCAGACCAGUCAUUCCAAAAGAGGAGAUAAACCUUAAACCAAUGGGGAGUGGACUGGGCAAUGUCCCACCUAACUACAAGUGUUGUAUCAUACCUCGCUAA